Messenger RNA from Labrus bergylta (ballan wrasse), 1426 nucleotides. The record is from RefSeq and is a predicted model, not a curated record. NCBI's taxonomy places the organism in Eukaryota, Metazoa, Chordata, Actinopteri, Labriformes, Labridae.
GUAGCAGUAGCAGUAGAUAGAGACAGCAGAGCUACGGUUACUGCAGCAGGCAGGAGAGAUUGUCCUUUAGCUGUGCACCAUUUACCGCUGCAUUCUCUCCUGCUCUGAGAACGCCGUUCUAAUUCUCGUGUUCUCUCUCUCUCUCUCUCUCUCUGUUUCUCUCCCUCCUCCUCCCUCACCUUCUGUCCCCUUUCCCUCCCUCUCUUUCUCUAGCAGUGAUGGGGAAGACCACCAUGUAGAGACGGAAAGGCAGCGGAGGCAACAGCAGAAUAGCAGCAAUGGGAAGCAACACAUGGAGUGGUUUUGGACUGCAGCCGUGGUGAGCCUGAGACCUACAGGACUUGACACCACCAUCAUUUCCCUUCUCAGGACCUGACCACUGGGGCUUUCCAACGCUCACCUGGAUGCUCCCCACUUGUGUUUCAUCAUCCCCUCCUCUCCUCGUUUGCUGCUGCUCUUUCUCCUUUUCUUCUGUUUCUCCUCUUUGAUGGUUUUGGUCUACUGAUAUCUGACAGUCAUUCCUGAACCAGCAAAACUGCUCAUCGAUUAACCCCCCCCGGAUUCCCCCCCCCUCCCUUUUUAAUCGCUCUGUCUGCCUACUUAACCUACAAGUGGCAUUCUUUCCCCCUUUUUUGGUUGGUUGCCUGCUUGAUACCUAUUUUGGAUUUUUUCAGAUGAGCCUGAGCUCAUCCCUCAGUUGUGCAAGGUUUUUGAUUGAUCUAUAAGCAAUAAGAAACACUUAUCUAUCUGACUUGACAAGCUGACAUCAUGGGGGACAUGUCCAACAGCGAUUUUUAUGCCAAGAACCAAAGAAACGAGGAGAACCAUGCGGCAGGCUUCGGCUGCUCGGUCAUGGAUCUGCGCUCGCUCAUGGAGCUGCGUGGCACAGAGGCGGUGGUCAAGCUCCAGGAGGACUACGGGGGUGUAGAGGGACUGUGCAAACGACUGAAAACCUCACCAACAGAAGGUCUCGCAGGUGCCCUACCUGACCUGGACAAGAGAAAAGAAAUAUACGGUAAAAACCUGAUACCUCCAAAGAAGCCAAAAACCUUCCUGCAGCUGGUAUGGGAAGCCCUGCAAGACGUCACCCUCAUCAUCCUGGAGCUCGCUGCCCUGAUCUCCCUGGGCCUCUCCUUCUACCACCCUCCUGGAGAGAGUGGCGGAGAGUCCUGUGGCGCAGCAGCAGGUGGGGUAGAGGAUGAGGGCGAGGCAGAUGCCGGCUGGAUCGAGGGUGCAGCUAUCCUGUUGUCGGUGGUGUGUGUGGUGCUGGUGACGGCCUUCAACGAUUGGUCGAAGGAAAAGCAGUUCCGUGGGCUGCAGAGCCGCAUUGAGCAGGAGCAGAAAUUCCAGGUGGUCCGCGGUAGCCAGGUCAUACAGCUGCCAGUGGCUGAUAUAGUGGUGGGGGAUAUUGCACAGAUCAAAUACG